Dracunculus medinensis (Guinea worm) is the source of this 780-nucleotide messenger RNA. NCBI's taxonomy places the organism in Eukaryota, Metazoa, Nematoda, Chromadorea, Rhabditida, Dracunculidae. The record is from the annotation of a GenBank genome assembly.
AUGGAGGAAGAAGUGGCUAAAAUAAGUAUGUUGCAUUUAUUAGCUGCGAGUGAUUCAGAGAAAGCUUUACAAGCUGUUCGUGCAAUGCUUGAAUCGGGGCGAAUUCGUGCCGACCGUGUCGAAGUUAAUGGAUUAACUGCACUUCAUGUUGCCGCUGCUUAUGAUAAUCGAAAUAUGUGCAAAUUAUUACUUUCGUUUGGUGCCAAUCCAUUGCAAAAAGAUGAUUUUCAAAGGAAAUGCUCUAGUUGGGUGUCGGAAGCAAUUGUCCAACUGUCUGAAAGCACUGCCAAAGCACUGAUGUCGGAAGCAAUUGUCCAACUGUCUGAAAGCACUGCCAAAGCAUUGAUGUCGGAAGAUUCUGACUAUUGGGUGCUUCGAAGAAUUGCAGCAGCACUGCGGGAUAGAAAUCGCUAUUGGAGCGAUAUGGCCUUGAGAACGGCUUACAGCGCAUACUGCGACAGUUAUCAAGGAAUCAGCCUACUGGACGUCUUAGCGAAAAUUUUUGCUUCCCUUUUACUCAGUAGACUUAUGAACAGCAGGAUGCUCCCUCAAGCUGGAUUCAGAGCGCGAUUAGUGGAUGAAAUUUCACAUUUUCGCAAUCGCAUCCACCUUCGCUCAAAUAUCACUUCCAUUAUCAGUAUUUACAGAGCUAGUUGGAGCAUGUUCUUUGUCGCCCAUCAUGGACCAACAAUAUAUGGACUUAGACAAUGGAAAAAGGAAUGGCUUCUAUUACUGUCGAUGGCGGCAUCAGAUCGCACGGCUUGGAUCUUAUUCUUUUAG